AUGAUAUUUCGCUUGACAUUUUUUUUCGCUCUGACUGUCUGCGAGGAUGUUGUAGUUCACACUAAAUUUGGGUUUUUGCGGGGAGAGCGAUUCCAAACACGACAAGGCGCACAUGUAGACAGUUUUCUUGGAGUACCAUUCGCGAAGUCGCCUAAAAGAUUACAGAGAGCCGAGAUAGUCGACCCAUGGCCAAACAUCAAGCGGGUUCAAAAUUAUUCCGCAAAAUGCAUUCCCAGCAUCCGACCAGCUGCUGAUGAUGGAUUCAGUGAGGACUGCCUAUACCUCAACAUUUUCGCUCCAGCUAAUCGAGAUGCCACCUCUACCUUUCCUGUUGUGAUUUUUGUGCAUGGUGGAGAAUUCGCAGAAGGAAAAAAAUUAUAUACGCAAAAAUUUUACAAUACACUUUUAGGUGAUUCAAAUGAUGCAAAUAAUACCGAAUUUGCGGAAAAGUUUGUACCUGAAGGGAUAAUAUUAGUUACCAUACAAUAUCGAUUAGGAGCUCUAGGAUUCCUGACACUUGGCGCAAACUCUUCAGUUUUAACCUGUAAUCUAGGGCUCUGGGAUCAAGUACUCGCAUUCCAAUUCAUCAGCGAAACGAUUUCGUCAUUUGGCGGUGACUCUCAGAAAAUGACCUUAAUGGGUCAUAGCGCCGGCGCUAUGAGCACCAGUUUUCAUUCGAUAUCUCCUAUAUCUUCCAAGUUCUUUGACAAUUAUAUUCAGUUAAGCGGAUCAGCAUGGAGUUUCAGUCGAUAUGCGAAUAAUAACAAAAUUUAUUCGCAAAGAAUUUUGAAAGAUCUAAAUUGUGAAUAUAAUAGCGCAUUGGAACUCGAGGAAUGUUUUAAUGGAAAAUCAUUGGACGAACUUUACUCGGCUCAGGUUGGCACUGCAUUGUUUCCAGAACUUGGAGACGAUUUACUUCCUGAAGUCAAUCUAAAAGAAUUUUCGAAAAAAAAUCUUUUGACUGGUCUUCAAACUCUAGAAGCUUUAUUUUUCACCUAUCUAAAAACAACUCCAAAAAUUUUUCCGUACGUCGAUCGCUCAACCGUCGAAGAUUAUCUCAACACAACAGUUGCUCUCCGCUUUGGAGCUGAAGCUGGACAAGCGCUGAACUUGCUUUCCGAUUAUUUCAUUCCUAGCAACAUAUCAAAUGACGAUUAUGCGGUUUUUAUGAGACAAAAAACUAAAAUUGAGUCAAAUAUCGUAUUCGACAUUCCGGUUCUUCGCGAGAUUCGCGACAAACUUCCUUUUGCAAAUUCCAUUUUUGUCUAUCAUUUCGAAUAUUUCAAUGAUGCUGAAUUCGAUCCAAAUUUCCCUGUAAAAGCGACGUAUCAUUGCCAAGAAUUUCCCUAUGUGUGGAAUGUUUACAAAGACAAUUUUUUCAAAUUCAAUGAAAAUGACAAACUCGUCGAGAAAUUCUUCGUUUCUGCUUUGAUUAAUUUCAUAAAAACCGGAAACCCAUCAAAUGAAAACUUCACAUGGCCGAAAACAGAUGAUACACUUCUUCACGUUCGAGUUCUUCCUGAACCUGUUCUCGAUCACGGUCUAUUCGGGUCCGACUGUCAAUUUUGGGAUAAUCUACGCUCAACUCUCGGCUACGAUUUCAUCACUAAUCUAAAAUACGUUGAAUCGGCUUCCAACACUCUGCCACAGUCACUAAUGUUAUUCAUCUUCGCUUUAUGUAUAUAUCAUAAUUUAUAA
Molecule: messenger RNA, 1698 nt
Organism: Caenorhabditis bovis
Lineage: Eukaryota; Metazoa; Nematoda; Chromadorea; Rhabditida; Rhabditidae
Source: the annotation of a GenBank genome assembly